AUGCCUGCAACUGCAGAACUGAUGAGCCCGGGCCUGUGCUUUUACCACACUCGCUUUGGUGCAAACAUUCUCGAUGAUCUGUUCCUUGACGAAGAGUUGACCCUGCAGCUCCAGUCUCAGCCCUUACCUGCCCUGAAUGUGGUUCGAGGUGAUCUGAACCGCUUGACUCCAGCAGUGAGACACUUCGUGGAAGAGAGUGCGAAGCUGUGUCAGCCAGCCAGCAUCCACAUCUGCGAUGGAAGCGAGAAAGAGAACAGGCAGCUUCUGUCCCUGAUGGAGGAGCAGGGAAUGAUCAAACGCCUACACAAGUACCAGAACUGCUGGCUGGCUCGCACAGAUCCCAAGGACGUUGCUCGUGUGGAGAGUAGAACGGUGAUUGUGACCCCCGAGCAGAGGCAAACCGUUCCCAUAGCAAAGAACGGAGUGAGCCAGCUCGGGCGAUGGCUGUCAGAGAAGGAGUUUGAGAAGGCCUUCAAUGCACGAUUCCCAGAGUGUAUGAAAGGGCGUACAAUGUACCUGAUCCCAUUCAGCAUGGGACCUGUGGGGUCACCUCUGUCCAAGAUUGGCGUCCAGCUCACAGACUCGCCGUACGUUGUGGUCAGCAUGAGGAUUAUGACUCGUAUGGGAUCGGCUGUGCUGGAGUCCCUGGGCAGUGGCCAGUUUGUGAAGUGUCUCCAUUCAGUGGGGUGUCCUCUACCACUGAAGAAGCCUCUGGUCAGUAACUGGCCCUGUAAUCCUGAGCUGACCCUGGUUGCCCACAUCCCUCAGCGCAAGGAAAUCAUCUCAUUUGGAAGUGGCUAUGGUGGGAACUCCCUGCUGGGGAAGAAGUGCUUUGCUCUGCGUAUUGCCUCGAGGAUUGCCAGGGAUGAGGGCUGGCUGGCUGAGCACAUGCUGAUUUUGGGAGUAACCAACCCCAAAGGUCAGAAGAAGUACAUUGCUGCAGCUUUCCCCAGCGCUUGUGGCAAGACCAACAUGGCCAUGAUGAGCCCAACAUUGCCUGGCUGGAAAGUGGAGUGUGUGGGAGAUGACAUUGCUUGGAUGAAAUUUGAUGAGCAAGGAAUCCUGAGGGCAAUCAACCCAGAAAAUGGCUUCUUUGGUGUCGCCCCUGGGACUUCGAUGGAUACAAACCCAAACGCCAUGAAGACCAUUUGUAAGAACACCAUCUUCACCAAUGUGGCAGAGACCAGUGAUGGUGGUGUUUACUGGGAAGGCAUCAAUGAAACUCUGCCCCCCAAUGUCACAGUGACAUCGUGGAAGAACAAAAGGUGGACCGAGCAAGACGGAGAACCGUGUUCACACCCCAACUCCAGGUUCUGUGCUCCCGCCAGGCAGUGUCCGAUCAUAGAUCCGAAUUGGGAGUCUCCCGAAGGCGUUCCCAUUGAAGCAAUUCUCUUCGGAGGGCGAAGGCCGAAUGGGGUCCCUCUGGUGUACGAAGCGUUCAACUGGCAGCACGGAGUGUUCGUUGGAGCAGCCAUGAGAUCCGAGGCUACAGCUGCAGCCGAGCACAAAGGUAAAGUCAUCAUGCACGAUCCGUUUGCCAUGAGGCCUUUCUUCGGGUACAACUUUGGCAAGUACUUGUCCCACUGGCUCAGCAUGGAGCACAGGCCCUGCUCAAGGCUUCCCAAGAUCUUCCACGUCAACUGGUUCCGCAAGGACGAGCACAACAACUACCUGUGGCCGGGCUUCGGUGAGAACUCGCGAGUCCUGGAGUGGGUGUUCCGGAGGAUUGAGGGGGAGGACUGCGCCAAGUUCUCUCCAUUGGGCUUCAUUCCCAAGGAUGGAGCUCUGAACCUCGAUGGCCUGGCUAACGUGAACAUGGAUGAGCUGUUUCGUAUCGACAGGGAGUUCUGGGGAGGGGAGAUAAAAGAGAUCAGAAAAUAUUUUGAAGAACAGGUCAACGAUGACCUUCCUAGCGAAAUAGCCAAUCAGCUGCUGCAGUUAGAACUGAGAAUAAAUCACUUGUAACGAAGGCCAGUUGAUAAGAAUAGAACAAUAACCAUGUUUAUAAAUAUAAAGAUAUAAAAUUUCUCCUGAUGGGCGAUCUAGUUAGAGGGAUUCCAACUUUGAAGAAAGGAGCAGACCCUUCCUGUGAUUUUAUUUCUGACCUGCACUGAACUCACUGACAGCCAGUGGAGGCAACUGGCCUCAAUGACUCUUUGUUAUCUAAGGGGAGAUUCAGAGUUCAGGCCACGGUUUGUGGUUUUUGCAGGCGUGUGUCUUUGGCCAGAGUACAUACGUGUUCAAGGGGCAGCCAUUUUAGAGAGUUACUUUAAGAAACCAGGGUUAGCGCAGCCUUGUUUUGGACUGAAUGAAGAACAGAAAGCAUAUUUCGGUAUAGAGUCACAUUGGGUGAGGGGAGAGAAGGGUGAGAGGGUGAGGGUUACCCAAACUGCAGAAAAGACU
This is a messenger RNA of Mobula hypostoma (lesser devil ray), 2403 nucleotides long. Its product is annotated as phosphoenolpyruvate carboxykinase, cytosolic [GTP]-like. The record is from RefSeq and is a predicted model, not a curated record. The coding region runs from base 1 to 1965 and encodes 654 amino acids. Gene Ontology annotation, cellular component: cytosol. NCBI's taxonomy places the organism in Eukaryota, Metazoa, Chordata, Chondrichthyes, Myliobatiformes, Myliobatidae. Gene Ontology annotation, biological process: hepatocyte differentiation; response to starvation; cellular response to glucose stimulus. The transcript is spliced from 9 exons. Gene Ontology annotation, molecular function: phosphoenolpyruvate carboxykinase (GTP) activity; GTP binding; manganese ion binding.